Molecule: messenger RNA, 1867 nt
Organism: Apus apus (common swift)
Lineage: Eukaryota; Metazoa; Chordata; Aves; Apodiformes; Apodidae
Gene: RAD51D
Product: RAD51 paralog D
Exons: 9
Coding region: 368-1456 (362 amino acids)
Biological process (GO): double-strand break repair via homologous recombination; DNA strand invasion; telomere maintenance
Cellular component (GO): replication fork; Rad51B-Rad51C-Rad51D-XRCC2 complex; centrosome
Molecular function (GO): four-way junction DNA binding; ATP hydrolysis activity; ATP binding
Source: RefSeq, a predicted model, not a curated record
GCGGCCGGGGCCAUGGUGGUCCUGCGGGCUGGGCUCUGCCCCGGACUCACGGAGGAGAUGAUCCAGCUGCUCCAGGCGAAGGGCAUCCGGACGGGUAACGAGGCGGCAGCAGGGGCUCGGGGAGCAUCUCCCCUGCACGUCUGGGGGGCACCGUGUUCUCCCGUGCAGGACCCGCCUGCCGGGACGGGGGCCUGGGCUGUGCGGCAGCCCCUGGAGAGCAUCUCCUGCCUCUGGCUUCCUCGUGCCGCUCAGAAGCCGCAGGGAGGUGUUUCUUAGUUUUCCCCAGGAUAAAAGGAGGUGGUGGACUUUGUGUCAUCAGACCUGGAGGAUGUUGCCCAGAAAUGUUCCCUGUCUUACAAGGUAAAGGAUGACUCCAAAGUCCUGGUAUGUUAACCAAGGAGCUCAGAGCUGUUCAGCUCACAGCUUGGAUAGGCUUGUCUGGAGGGUCCUUCUACAGCAGACAUGGUUGGCCCAGGGCUUCCUGAGUCCUAUUUCCAGACACCUCUCUGCCCACCAGGCGCUGGUUGCGGUGAGACGUGUGCUCCUGGCCCAGUUCUCUGCCUUCCCUGCCAACGGAGCAGACCUCUAUGAGGAGCUCAAGAGCUCCACGGCCAUCCUGUCCACUGGGAGCCCAAGCCUGGACCAGCUCCUGGACUCUGGGCUGUACACAGGGGAAGUGACAGAGCUCAUGGGAGCACCGGGCAGUGGGAAGACACAGGUGUGCCUGAGCAUUGCAGCCAGCGUGUCCCUGGGCCUCAAGCAGCACGUUGUGUUUCUUGACUCCACGGGGGGGUUCACAGCCUCUCGGCUCUACCAGAUGCUUCAGGCCCGGGCAGAGGAUGAGGGAGAGCAGCUGGAGGCCCUGCAGCGGAUCCAGGUGGUCCGUGUGUUCCACAUCUAUGAACUGCUGCGGGCCCUGCAGGAGCUGCGGGACCGCCUCUCCCAGCAGGCGCUGCAGCCCCCUCCCCCCAGGCGCUGCAGCCCCCUCCCCCCAGGCGCUGCAGCCCCCUCCCCGCAGGCGCUGCGCCCCGCGGGACCGCUCAAGAUCCUGGUGCUCGACUCGGUCUCAGCCGUGGUUUACCCUCUGCUGGGCGGCAAGCAGUCAGAGGGCUUGGCCAUCAUGAUGCAGCUGGCCAGGGAGCUGAAGACACUGGCCAGGGAGUUUAGCCUUGCUGUUGUGGUGACUAAUCAGGUGACAAGGGACAGCAGCACUGGCCUACUGAAGCCAGCCCUUGGCCGCUCCUGGAGUUUUGUGCCCAGCACCCGGGUGCUGCUGGAGAGCAAAGAAGCCACCUGGGAGAAGGCCACCUGGGAGAAGGCCACCACGCAGCGCAUCGCUUCCUUGGCAAAGUCCCCCAGGCAGCCCACAGGGAUACAGGUGGAGCUGGAUAUUGGAAAUGUUGAUGUGCAGGAGCUGAGCCCAGCAAGACCCACAACACCCACCCAGGGCCUCUGAUGUGAGUGGAAAAGCAAGUGUUGAGGUCCAAGAGAGCUGCAGCAAAACCAGGCAAGAACACUGAAGGUUUUACAGACUGCCCCUGGGUCCUGCAGCCCUGGAAGGGACCAACACACAGAAGUUCUUGUUCUUCUGCACUGGGGAGAAAGAAUGUGGGGUUCCCCAGAGAUCUCCUUGCCUCAGCAGAUGCUGCCUGUGGUGGCUGGGCUGCAUGGGAAGCACAACAAUAGAUCCUCUCCUCUGCUGCAGACUUAAACCAGCAGAGCCUUGGCCUGGGACCAGCUGGCAGGUCCCUGUACAAACCCAUGGCUCCUCAGGGGGCUUUAGUUCUCCCCAAAACUUGCUGCCCUCUGAUCGUCCUCGGGCAGCCCACAGUGGUCUUGGUUCAGGAAUAAAAACAGAUGUUGCACA